This is a messenger RNA of Mesocricetus auratus (golden hamster), 4189 nucleotides long. RefSeq names its product GSG1 like (gene Gsg1l). The transcript is spliced from 7 exons. The record is from RefSeq and is a predicted model, not a curated record. Lineage: Eukaryota; Metazoa; Chordata; Mammalia; Rodentia; Cricetidae. Bases 254 to 1228 code for a protein of 324 amino acids. Gene Ontology annotation, cellular component: plasma membrane.
CCUGCGCCGUGGCCGCUGCCAAGCGCCAGCGGCUGCUCGCCGAGGCGCACUCGCGCUCCGGGCUCCCGGCACGCUGGUCGCUCCACUCUGCAGCCUCGACCGCCCUGCGUCCCGGUCGUCCCGCGUCUCCGUCAGGGGCCAUGGGCCCGCGCUGCGAGCGCCAUCGCCGACCGCAGGCACCCGAGCCCCGGGGCGGGCGCUGACGCGGGCGCCGCUGCCAACUUCGCACGGAGCUGCGGGCGGCGCGGGAGGCAUGAAGACGAGCCGCCGCGGCCGAGCGCUCCUGGCCGUGGCCUUGAACCUGCUGGCGCUGCUCUUCGCCACUACCGCCUUCCUCACCACGCACUGGUGCCAGGGCACGCAGCGGGUGCCCAAGCCGGGCUGCGGCCAGGGCGGCGGCGCCAACUGCCCCAACUCGGGCGCCAACGCCACGGCCAACAGCACAGCCGCCCCCGCCGCCGCCGCCUCGAGCCCGACCGGCGCGCCCUACAGCUGGGAGGCGGGCGACGAGCGCUUCCAGCUGCGCCGCUUCCACACUGGCAUCUGGUACUCCUGUGAGGAGCAGCUCGGUGGUCCGGGUGAGAAAUGCCGCAGCUUCAUUGACCUGGCCCCAGCUUCAGAGAAAGGGGUGCUGUGGCUGUCGGUGGUCUCCGAGGUGCUCUACAUCCUUCUGCUGGUGGUCGGCUUCAGCCUCAUGUGUCUUGAGCUCCUCCACUCCAGCAGCGUCAUAGACGGGCUCAAGCUCAACGCCUUUGCUGCCGUCUUCACGGUGCUCUCAGGCCUCCUGGGAAUGGUCGCGCACAUGAUGUACACACAGGUGUUCCAGGUCACCGUGAGCCUCGGCCCUGAAGACUGGAGACCUCACUCCUGGGACUAUGGGUGGUCCUUCUGCUUGGCUUGGGGUUCGUUUACCUGCUGCAUGGCGGCGUCUGUCACUACGCUCAACUCCUACACCAAGACAGUCAUUGAGUUCCGGCACAAGCGCAAGGUUUUUGAGCAGGGCUACCGGGAGGAGCCGACCUUCAUAGACCCCGAGGCCAUCAAGUACUUCCGGGAGAGGAUUGAGAAGGGGGAUGUGAGUGAAGAGGAAGACUUCCGCCUCGCCUGCCGCCACGAGAGAUACCCUACCCGGCACCAGCCGCACAUGGGAGACUCCUGGCCACGGAGCUCAGCUCAUGAGGCAGCAGAGCUGAAUCGCCAGUGCUGGGUCCUGGGGCACUGGGUGUGAUGUGACCCAAGCCAGCCCCUGCCUUCCCGCCAUCACUGGCACGACCCCUCCCACAGGACAUGGAAGCCUGGUCUGUGUGCUGUGGACUCAGCUCUCCUGUCAUGGAGACACCAGGCCUAUACUGCCACCGCUGCCUGGGUUUUGGGACCCCAGAGAUGGGUCAGGCAGGCCCGAGGAACUGUCCAGGCUGCACAGAGACUUGGAGACAGCGGCCACCACCACACUUAGAGCCCCACCCAGCUGGGAAGCCAGGAAGGACAUGGGCAUUGACCACUGAAUGCUGGACACCCACAGUCAGACACAAAGCCAAGAAGGUGCACAGAGGGGCAGGGCCCUGUGAGGACAAGGAGCAGGACUUAUUGAAGGUGCACAGAGGGGCAGGGCCCUGUGAGGACAAGGAGCAGGACUUAUUGAAGGAGAGGCAGUGUCUGCCUCAGUGGGAGUCAUACAGCAGGGGCCCAAUAAAUGCUUGUUGAACCUUUUCUCUUGCUAUGUGUGGGCUGCCUCCCCCAUCAUUAUCCUGCCCUGGAGUUGUGAGCCUGGGCACUGAGGUUAGGGCCAAUCAUCCAUCCACUGAUGAGCUAGAGGCCAGCCAGAGCCCAGCCUGGUCUGGGGUAGUCAGGAUGGAGACAGGUAGUUAGAGCAGUCAUGGUCCCAAGCAUGGCAGGAGGAGCAGGCCAGGAGCUGGAGGGAGCAUGUUUGACUGGGAACCUCAGCAGUGUGACACCACUGGGGACCCUUUACCCUGUGUCUAGAGCCACUUUACAUAAAACCUCUCAGCUGCCCUGGGUGGGUGGGGGGAAUAAUUCCUGACUUGAUCAUGAGAGCUUGGGGUCCAGAGAGGGAAGUUUCUUGCUUGAGAUUAAACCUGACUUAUGGGAGAGUGAAGGAUCCAGAGAGGAAAGUUUCUUGCUUGAGAUUAAACCUGACUUAUGGGAGAGUGAAGGAUCCAGAGAGGGAAGUUUCUUGCUUGAGAUUAAACCUGACUUAUGGGAGAGUGAAGGAUCCAGAGAGGGAAGUUUCUUGCUUGAGAUUAAACCUGACUUAUGGGAGAGUGCAUUUAAACUAGACUCACUCCCAGUUAAGUCUCCCGAGAGGCCUCAUCCUACCCUGGAGGACUUCUAGAGAUUGGCAGAGAGAGGCAGAAUGUGGUCUUCUCCUUCAUUCACCCACCCACCCAUUAGACAGUAUUCACCCACUAUCAUCUACCCAACCACCCACUCACCUAUCCACCCAACUCAUCCAAUCAUGAUCCUUCGGUUCAUCAUCCACUCACCCACCAUCCAUCAUUUACACACCACCCAUCCAUGUAUCAUAAUCCAUUUAGCCAACAUCCAUCCUAUCCACCAUACAUUCAUGAUUGAUCCAUCUACUCAUCCAUCCAUUUAGCAACAUGUAGCCACUCAUCACCUAUCCAACCAUCCAUCCUACCCACCCAUCCAGCAUCUAUCCGGCUAUCCAUCCAUUAACCAUGAAUACAUCAUCCAUCUAUCUGUCCUCAAUUAGCCAGCCAUUCACCAUGAUUCACUUAUCCAUUAUCCAUCUGUCAUUGUCAUUCCUUCUGUCAAUUAUCCACCAAUGCAUCAGCCAUCUUCAUUAUCCAGCUAUCAAGCCGCACAUCGGUCUGCAUAAAGGUGUCUUCUAUUGUGCCUCUACUGUGUGCCACACACUGUGGUAGGCCCUUGAGACAGGACACCGAAGCUUCCAGAGAAGCAGACAAGUGAUGAACUGGGAGAUGGCAGUUCAGUGUAUACAUGCUGGGUGUGGUACCUGCCCUCGAGUCAGACUGCCUAGCAUCAGAUCCUGUCUCCUCAGCCCCAGCGGCCUUAUCCUGCAGGUGGGAGUCUUCAUUCUAUCUACCUCUUACAGCUGCUGGAGGGUGACACAGACUGGUGCCUGUGAGCACAGGGGGCAGAGACUGGAUCACGGAGAGCACCCUGCCAUCAUAUGGAGGACAGUUGGGGCCAUGGGGCUGAGGCAGUGCCUGUUGGAGACCACCCGAAGGACAGCUGAUCAAGGAAAUGACACCCAAGCCACCUUGCUGGUGUCAGGCUGUGGAGGGAAGAGCAGGGCGUGAAAAGGCUUUCACAUGGUCCAAAUGGCAAGGGUUGGGGGAAAAGGAGGGCUGUGAGGAUGGAACCAGGUAGGAGAGAGGACUUAAAGCUUCACAAGGGACCCAUAGUUUAUCCUGGGAACAGCUGGGUGCUUUGGGCAGAGUGAUACUGACCAAGAUGUGUAGUCUAGGAAGUCAUCCCAGCUCUGGGCUGGAGCAGAGGGGUAAGGCAGGACUACCAUGUCUUUGCAGGGCCCUGAGUGAGAGGAGAGUGCUUGUGGAGGCCAGGUGGCCAACUCAGGGGCCAAGAGGAGGGACUGGCAUGAGAGUAGGGGGAGACAGGAAAAAGGAGAUAAGAUUCAGGUCUCUGCCCUGUGUCAGGCUGGGCAUCUGGAGGCAAAGCAUGAACCCCACGCUUGUGUACAUGCAUGCCUGUGCUCAGUCACUCUUGAGAGCACCUCUCUGCCACCUUGCAUUCACAUGGUGGGUAGGGAGGGGUGGGGGAGACAAAGUUGGCCUGGGCAGAGGCCUACAUAGUUAUGAAGGUCCCAGAAGGCCAGCAUGGGGAACUUCAGCAUUGGCCUUGUGCAAGUGGGAGCCAUGGUGAUGGGGCCUGAGCAAGUUCAUAGGUCUGGAGUCUGGGACCACCACAAGGAACCUUGUAGGUCUUGAUGGUCAUCCAGGAGCCUUGUGAAGUUGGUCACGAGCCCCAGGAGGCCUAGGAAAUGAUUUUAGUUGCAAAUCUGUCAUCUAUUUUAAUAGCCGUGUCUAUGUGAUUGUGUAUUAGAAAACUGUAUGGGCGUGUCCACGUUCCAGAUUCAAGUGCUGAGGCUUAGAAUGAACCACAAUAGGCAUUUCAGUAAAGAGUUGGCUUAAAGAAAAAUACUAAAUAAAUAAUCAUGCAAGUG